AUGGAAAAGGCUUUGCAACGCUAUGGGGUCACCCAUCGGCUUGCAAUGACCUAUCACCCACAGACGAGUGGGCAAGUAGAGGUGAGUAAUAGAGGGAUUAAAAGGAUCCUAAAGAAGACGGUUGGAGCAAAUAGGUUAGAUUGGGCCGAGAAGUUAGAUGACACAUUGUGGGUCUUUCGUACGAAAUAUAAGACACCGACCGGUUCUACAUCGUUUCGGAUGAUUUAUCGAAAGGCUUGUCAUCUUCCGGUUGAGUUAGAGCAUGGUGCAUAUUGGGCAUUGAGAUCCGUGAAUCUAGAUAUGUCUUUAGCUAAGAGUAAACGGUUUCAUGAGUUGCACGAGUUAGAGGAGUUGAGAGAUCAUGCGUGUGAGCAUACUCACGAUUAUAAACUUCGUUCGAAAGAGUUGUAUGAUAGAAAGUUGAAGGGUAAUAAAGACUUCAAGUGUGGGGAUGAGGUGUUAUUAUAUAAUUCACGCUUGAGGUUGUUCCCCGGAAAAUUGAAAUCCUGUUGGUUAGGACUGUUUGUGGUGAAAGGGGUGUUUCCCUAUGAUAGUGUGACGAUAGAGGGAAAAGAUGGUGAAAGAUUCAUAGUGAACGGUCAUAGAUUGAAGUUAUACAUAGGUAGACCGAGUAAGAAGGAUGACGUCGAGGUUAUUCGCCUCGAUCUUCAUAGUGCUUAA
Helianthus annuus (common sunflower) is the source of this 681-nucleotide messenger RNA. RefSeq lists its product as uncharacterized. Gene Ontology annotation, molecular function: nucleic acid binding. The record is from RefSeq and is a predicted model, not a curated record. Gene Ontology annotation, biological process: DNA integration. Bases 1 to 681 code for a protein of 226 amino acids. The transcript has a single exon. NCBI's taxonomy places the organism in Eukaryota, Viridiplantae, Streptophyta, Magnoliopsida, Asterales, Asteraceae.